ACGUAAUCUUGAGGUCUGAGAGGAGAGCAUGCACUAUGCAACUCGAUCGGGUCCCGCAGACAUGAAGUGUGCCGAGGUUGAAAACAUUGAGGAAUUAAAUAACUUGCCUGUUGAUUCCAGUCGGAUUGAACCCUAUUUGUCAAAGCUGAAACAAAAAGCAGAAACAGAAGUACGCAUUCGACACUUGGAUUUGCCGACCACUUUCUUGAUACGGUUUUUAAAGGCGCGAGACUUUAAUGUUGAACUGGCGCUCCAGUUGCUAAUUAACUAUCAAAAAUGGAGACAAGAAUGUCCUGAAAUUACUGCUGACCUGCGCCCAUCAUCUGUCAUAGGACUACUACAAAACAGUUACCAUGGAGUUCUGAAAUCACGAGAUGAUGCCGGAAGUCGAGUUUUAAUCUAUCGGAUUGGUCGGUGGAACCCCAAAGAAUUCACAGCUUAUGAGGUUUUUCGUGUGAGCCUCAUUACAUCAGAGCUGAUUGUUCGAGAAUGUGAGACCCAGAAAAAUGGACUUAAAACUAUUUUUGAUCUCCAAGACUGGUGCUUUGCUCAUGCUCUGCAGAUCAAUCCUUCUUUGGCAAAAAAGAUCUCAUCUGUACUUACAGACUCUUUUCCUUUGAAAGUCCGUGGCAUCCAUUUGAUAAAUGAGCCCAUUUUUUUCCGGCCCGUCUUUGCCAUGAUCCGUCCAUUCCUUCAAGACAAAAUCAAACAACGGAUUCACAUGCAUGGUAGUUCAUACGUGCAAAGUCUCUGUGAUUACUUUCCGAAAGCUAUCCUCCCUCCUGAGUAUGGAGGUACAGGACCCAGCAUAGAUGAAGUGUGCCAAGGAUGGACUGAGAACAUCAUGCAGUCUGAAGACUAUCUUCACAAGCUCUCUACAGACUUAGGUGAAGGCCAUGCUUCUCAGGCCUAUGUUCAUUAAUGAUCACAGUGAAGGUGCUUCUUAUGUUGUGCUUUUUGACUUUGUGAAGAUUACUCAGUAUUGGUAAAUAUUUUUUCCUAUUUUAUAUUGCAUAGGACUGAAUUGCGCAGUUUUUACAAAUGUUUCAUUCUAGACUGGAAAGGCAGCUUUCACAGUGCAAUGUUACAUUUCCAUAAUUACUUGUUAUGACUAAAUCAUGCUUUUGGAUAAUUGUAUUAAAUUUUAUAUAUUGUUCUAUAAUUUGUUUAGCAAGUAGUCUAUUUAAUAACUAUCUGAAGAUACAAAACAUGAUGAGAUGUCUAUUUGCACAAACAUUUUUUUUUUACUGAGGAUAAAUGAUUCUGAAGUAACUUGUCAAAGACAACUAACUAUAAGGCUGUCUGAAAUAUGAAUGUGCCUUUGUUAUCUUUAAUUCAGUAUUACCUAUGUAGAUUUACAUAACAAUGGACAUAACUCAGGAAGAGAGUCUAUGUGUUUCUGGAAGUUAAAUUAAUCACAAGUAAAACAAAACUGUUAUGUGUAGCAGUUUAAAGUCAUAUUCUCUGAAACAAAGUUUAUUUUACAGUAAAUGACUAAAAGUCUGAAAUGUAAAGGAAAAACGCAGCCUUUUCAAACUACAGCUGCAUUUUAAAAAUACAACUUGCACUCAUGUAUUCAACACCAGGAAAUGGGGGAGUUACACUUUAAUCUACUGCCUUUUGCUCAGACUCUUGAGCAAAUAUAAUCAGAGACUGGUGACCUUACUUGAGCUCUUUGUGUUUACAGAUUUAUUUCAAUGUGAAUUUCUGAAACACUAUGUAUUUUUUAACAAUUUAAUGUUUACUUUUUUGCAUAUACUUUUAACGUUCGAAGAACACACAUUUACUGUUUUACAUUAUUGUAAAAUAUCAUAGUGGAAAUAUCUAUGCAAUUUAUACAAUGUGCGGCCUAAAUAAACUUGGCAACCAGACAAAAGGUCGUGAGUAAUUUUUUAACCAAUAUAUUGGAAUGUUUGUUUGACAGCAGGCAAAUAUAAUUGCAAAAAUCUGAUAAGAAAGGGAUAUGGGUUAAUGUAACAGAAUAAUGAGUCAUGUUUCUAAGACAAAUAUUAUUCGUUCAUACUGCCUUACCCAAACAUAAAUUUGAUGUCAGAGAAUAGCAGAAUAUUGUUAAGUAGUGAAGGAAAAAGAAAACAUUCCCCAUGUCAUCAUUAUAUCCUUGCAUUAUUAAUAGUUGCAUUGCUUCUAAUAUUAUAAAAGCAGCUAUGAGUAUUAAUAUUUAGCAUUUUACCACAUAGUAUUGAAAUUAGUUAUGCUUAUGAUUGAUAGUCUUAUUCGCUGUGCAUGAUCAAAGCUUAUACAUGAAUCCAUUGCAUAGGGCUUAUAACUUUUUACUUUUAAAGGUCAUGUUUGAAUGAACCUGUGCUGUGUGUUUAACUUGUUGAGUUUCAGAAAGCUAGCUUGGCCAGACAGGUGUAAAAAACAGGAUGCCUAUUUUGUGCAAACGGGGACUUCCAAAACAAAAGUGAAAUCAAAGGAGACCCACCCCCACUCAAGUCAUAAAUAUAAUGGGUCAGGGAAAGGUGAAUAAGGCUUGCAUCUUCUCUGUCGGCUGGUUUUCACAUUGGUUGUGUGUAAUGACAGGGAAAGCUGCGUGACCCACUUCAUUUGAGAUUCAUUAAAUAAUUUGACUUUA
Paramisgurnus dabryanus is the source of this 2596-nucleotide messenger RNA. It is a transcript of the gene ttpa, whose product is annotated as tocopherol (alpha) transfer protein. The record is from RefSeq and is a predicted model, not a curated record. Lineage: Eukaryota; Metazoa; Chordata; Actinopteri; Cypriniformes; Cobitidae. Gene Ontology annotation, biological process: vitamin E metabolic process; vitamin transport. Gene Ontology annotation, molecular function: phosphatidylinositol bisphosphate binding; vitamin E binding; lipid transfer activity. Gene Ontology annotation, cellular component: membrane; late endosome.